This is a messenger RNA of Siniperca chuatsi (mandarin fish), 5826 nucleotides long. RefSeq names its product zinc finger protein 652 (gene znf652). Gene Ontology annotation, cellular component: nucleus. The transcript has 6 exons. NCBI's taxonomy places the organism in Eukaryota, Metazoa, Chordata, Actinopteri, Centrarchiformes, Sinipercidae. Bases 843 to 2903 code for a protein of 686 amino acids. Gene Ontology annotation, molecular function: RNA polymerase II cis-regulatory region sequence-specific DNA binding; DNA-binding transcription factor activity, RNA polymerase II-specific. The record is from RefSeq and is a predicted model, not a curated record. Gene Ontology annotation, biological process: regulation of transcription by RNA polymerase II.
AGACCCAGACACGCUACCGCGCGCCUGCCCAGACGGCGGCCUGAAAGCCUGGGAUGUGCGCGGGACGGCGGUGGUACGCGCGAGAGCUUGGCCGGGCCACGUAGCGGGGCUGAAGACACCGGUGCGCAGGUAUCUCCGCAGCCCAUAACGCAUAUCGACAUAUAAACUCAAACAUUUUGCACAAAAAGAUCAUUGGCACCCUUUCUAAAUGCACAUCCGCGAAUGUAGAGGGAGAGCGAGUGAGAUAAGUGCGCGUGCAUCCCUGAAUCUGUGCAACUCUGAUUGCACGAACGCAAGAGGGAGGUCGAUCUCGACGGAGGUAAUGCACUGUAAAUGGCUCUUCAAGCAAUACACAGAAGUCCUUACAGCAGUUCUAUGCCUGGCAUUCAGCUCAUCUUUACCUGCUCUGCAGUUUGAAGACACUGGCACCCUGCAGGGCAGCAGCGUUCAGUGAAACUGAAUCUGGCAGCUGCCUAAACCUCACAUAAUAACCCGAGAGGAAUUUAGCUUCAAAUGUUCGGCAUCAAAGAUACUGAACCUUUGAUUUUGCAGUCUGAUGUUUAAGUAUAUGGAACAAAACUUGGAACAGAUUGUAUGUCUUUCCAACUGCAUUUCCUACCUUGGACAGCAUGGAUGCUCUUUUUGAAUCAGGUUGACUAUCUGUCACAUCCCCUCCUUCCUGUCUCUUCAGUAGAAGGAGGGUGGGGGAUUGGUGGCGUCCCCUGCCCCUCCUUGUAGGCCUACUUGAGACUUGAGUUGUCAACUUAGGCACCAUAGCGGUUACUCUUUUCUAUUGCUUUGUGCUCCUACCAACUCCAUCCCACCAUUCCCUGUCCUUCUUCAUGAAAUCCUGCAAGAGCCUCAAGGAAGAGGUUUCCGUCCCUAGCCUUGGCGGGAUGUCACAGGAGGAAGGACGCAGGGCGCCGGUGUCCCAGUCCUAUUUUCACUCUCCUAACCCAGAUCUGGACCUGACAGGAAAGCUUUAUAAGAGGGAGGUUGGUGGUAAGCCUUAUUCUGUGUUAGUGGACAAUAAAAUGGCAGCGAAGACAUCCAUGGGAGAUCAGAACAUUGGUCAGUUGCCUUCUCAACAUGUGACUCCACAGCAACAUCAGCAGUAUUUCAGAGAGGGAGGAGCAGGGCAGGAGAUGGGGACGCAGGGUUCCCAGGCUGGCAACGACGGCACCUCUGACGAUACUGAAGACGAUGACGACGAUGAGGAAGAAGAGGAUGAGGAUGGGGAGGAUGAGGGCUUCAAGCGUGAGCAGAUCAUUGUCGAGGUUAAUCUGAACAACCAGACACUUCAUGUAUCCAAGGGGGACAACAAAACUGGAACCACAGCAGAAGACUCUGACAGAGCUGGCAGCGACGACGAUGAUGAUGAUGAUGACGACGAAGAGGAGGAAGAGGAGGAGGACAGCCCAGAUGAAGAAGAGGAGGAAGAUGACGAGGAAGAUGAGAUUGAGAGUCGGAGAACGAGGUCAAAGAGGGCCCGUCGGGGUGCUAGUAGCACAGCAGCUCCCAGCCAGCCACGGAGGAAAAGCCUCAGAACAGCUCUGAGCACUUCCACUCCUGGAAUGACCACCAGGGGUCGGCGGAAGCACAUAGAGCCUCCAAAGAGCAAGCGCAGGUCAGCUCGAUCAGCCCCAUCGUCUGCCGGUACUACGACGACAGGAGGUAAAGCGGAGGUGGAGGAGAAGGAAAUGCUGGCGUGUGAAAAGUGCCCCAGAGUGUUUAACACACGCUGGUACCUGGAGAAGCACAUGAAUGUCACACACAGGCGAAUGCAGAUUUGCGACAAGUGUGGCAAAAAGUUUGUCCUGGAGAGUGAGCUGGCCUUACACCAGCAGACUGACUGUGAGAAGAACAUCCAGUGUGUCUCCUGCAACAAGUCUUUUAAGAAGCUGUGGUCACUGCAUGAGCACAUUAAGAUUGUGCACGGCUAUGCAGAAAAGAAGUUCUCAUGUGAAAUCUGUGAGAAGAAGUUCUACACUAUGGCUCAUGUCCGUAAGCACAUGGUUGCUCACACUAAGGACAUGCCAUUUACCUGUGAGACAUGUGGGAAGUCAUUUAAACGCAGCAUGUCUUUAAAAGUUCACUCGCUCCAGCAUUCUGGAGAGAAGCCCUUCCGAUGUGAGAACUGUGACGAGCGGUUCCAAUACAAGUACCAGCUGCGCUCCCACAUGAGCAUUCACAUCGGACACAAGCAGUUCAUGUGCCAAUGGUGUGGCAAAGACUUCAACAUGAAACAGUAUUUUGAUGAGCACAUGAAAACACACACAGGAGAGAAGCCUUUCAUUUGUGAGAUUUGUGGGAAGAGCUUCACCAGCCGGCCCAACAUGAAGCGCCACCGCCGCACCCACACUGGGGAGAAGCCCUAUCCCUGCGAGGUGUGCGGCCAGCGCUUCCGCUUCUCCAAUAUGCUCAAAGCACACAAAGAGAAGUGUUUCCGAGUCACCAGCCCUGUGGUUCUGCAGACCAGCGGUCCACCUGUACCUGUCCGCAUCUUUGCCAACACCUUCUCUUCCUCUUCCUCCACCUCUAGUCCCGGCCCCUCAGCUGCCUCCCCGGCCACCACCUCAGCACCCCUGGGCCUCAGCCCAACAGGAGGGCCCAUGCCUCCACGAGGCCCUGUGGGACACACAUUCUCCCACGUACAGCUCCACUCAACCCCCUCUCACCAUCAUCCGCACCCCCAGACAACCCAGCAACACCUCUCAAACACGCCCCAACAUGCCCCACCUCACCCCCACCACCACCUGGCCGUACCCCCAGUCUCCCACCUGCCCCCACCCCCGGCCCUUUUCAAGAGUGAGCCCUUAAACCACUGUGGGCACGAAGACAGCGGCUACCUGCACCACAUGGCUCCCCCUGACAAGGGCCCUGGAGCCCCACAGCACCACUGAACUGUGCUUCAGCUCUGCAGGCCCACACCAAACUGCGCCUUGUUCCUCCUCUUCUCAUAGUCCUGCCUCAGUCUCUCAGUUGCUAGGCCCCUGAUGUAAGGGUGCUCCUCUAAAGCAGAUUUAAAUUAGUCAAGCUAAACAUACACACCUGUGUAUGUGAUUCAGACUGAUACACCCUCAGUGCGCACAUUAUUUAAGUAAGACCCCUACUUAAAUACCCCGGUAAGAUUUUACAAAAUUUUCUUAGGAAAUCUACACAGUGAUCUCUGUGUGAGUUCUCUAUCUGUACAUUGAUGGGUGUAAAGUAUCUCCUUUUCAUCAAAAGCUGCUCAUGGAUGUCUCCGUAUGUAUUACCUGGGCUUCAUGGAUCAUCAAAGAUCAGUGUCGCUGAACUUUCCUCUUUUAUGUCUAGUAGACUUGGUUGCACAUUGGUCAGGACUUUUGCUUUCUGUGCAGGUCCUCCCCAUAGCAAUACUCAGCCUGCCCUCCUAGUUGUACUGCAGAGCCUCGGCCCCCACAGAAAUGUUUGAUGAAUGUUGUAAUGUGGAAUGUAAUGUAAUGUGGUUCUGCCUGAGCAUUUCUCUGUCCUGAUGCUAAGACUUUCUGUCAGAAUGGCAACAGCAGUAGUGCAAGACACAGUGCCAUAGGUUACAGUAAGAAGGCGGGGAGGAAUUUUUGUAAAAGGACAUGGGGGGGGGGGUUUGUAAAUGGUUAGUUGAAUCUAGACAUAGUCUAGAUUCAUGUCAUGGUUAAAUGGUGCUUUCCAAUCCAGUACAUAAAAUAUUUCUUAAUUUUGAUUUUCCAUUUGAUUUUCAGAAGUGUAAUAUUACAAAAUAGCAAUGUAUUGUGUCAUAAGAACAUGUCUUGCCAGCCUGGUUUUUCUACAAUGGAUUUGAGGUUUGAUUAGAUAUUUUGUGAUGAAGAAACUCAAGUUAUGCAGGACACGCCGUAGGCACAUACACCCUCACACUUACUCAAGCACACACACCUAAAGACACAGACCGUAUGGGCACUGAUUUACUUACCUUGAUCAGUGCAACCUCAGCUUUCAGUACUGUUGGUCAACAGAUGCUUUUAGAUAACAGAUGACUGUCAAAUACUGCCACUGUGAGGGGCCAGACACAUGGCCCCAUCAGGAUUUACCCCACCUCCCUUCGCUGCUGUCGAAAUGAUACGGGUUACCAUGUUAAAGGUCAUUUGACACACACAGUAUACACACCUGGGACCUUUUUCAUUACAGUUCUUAACAGGCAAUUAUGCAUAUUCCUCUCAGUCUAUAUUCCACAGUUUGGUGUGGGGCGUUGUUGUAAUGUAAAGGUUUGUUUUUUGACGUUCAUUGUACUGACAUACUUUGAUCCACACAGGCAAACGCGUGUCUAAACCUGUUGAAUGUUGCCUACACAGAAUGAUGGCUGAUGAGUCAUUCCUAUGUUUGUUUGUUUUUUGUUUUUUUUAUGUUCUCUGAUAAUUUGCUCAGUUUUAAGCUAAUGAUUGGUUCUGCAGUGUAGAUAUAAUGUUGUUAGCUCAUGAUAGGAAAUGUCAGGAUAAAAGGCAGUGGUCAUACAACUUAUAAUACUUGGAAUUCUUGUAUAGAUAAGCAUACAUGUGAUCAAGUCAACGCAAGAAAUUACAUUUAUUAAUGUAAUGACCGAUGGUGCGAAUGUUGUUUGUUUAAAAGAAGCAUAAAUCGGUGGCAUGAAUUUGGAUUGCCUGGUUGUUGCUUCACCCAGUCUGAUGGCUGUCAGAUGUGUGUUUAGGAGCGUGUGUGUGUGUGUGAGAACUAGAGAGAGAGAGAGUGUGUGUGUGUGCAUGCGCAUCUCUACCAGUCUGUCGGGUUGUUCCCAGUGCUCUUGUACCAAAAGCUGCUUUUACAGAGUGUGCCCCAAUAUAUGUGUAUUUGGGGAUAACAGAGAUGAACAAUAGCAGUAAAUUUUAACAUGAUCCUCUUUCUGCCUCUCUAAUGGAAUUUAUUCUGAGUGGUUAAGCUCAGAAAGACGCCCCUUUUUUUUGAUUUGAGACCUGCAAUUAUCCUGCCAUUUCUGUGGGUCUUAAUACAGCUGCAUUAUUUGCUUAUCAUCUUGCCCCCUCGGGUUCACUGCUGUGCUUCAGCAUUUUGCAGUAUGGAUCUUUGUCUUUUUAUUUUAUUUAAUUUUUUUUGCCUUUUUCAUUUGUAUGUUUUCUCUGCACUUUACUGCUGCGUGGGUGAGGGGAAGGGAGGGACUGACAAUGCAUUGUGGAACAGAGUGCAGUUAUGGCUGCAUGGGAAAGGGUGGAGGUGAUUACUUUGAGUGGAUGUUUUUAGGCAAGGAAAAGGAGGAGAAUCCUGGAUGGAGGCGAGUAGUGUGGAAGGGACCAUAGCAAACGAAGGACAUUUCUUUUAGUAUGUGCAUAAAUUUAAUUUUCUAUUUUUUUCAAAGGAAAUACACUUUUGCUCCAAUAUGGACUUCCCCUCAAAGUGAAAGCGAUGUUCCUCCUGCUUUGGCGACUUUACACUGGCCCCUCCAAGCUGUCUGAAAUACAUUCUUCUGUUAUGUAUGUUCAUGGAGUUCUUCUCUCUGUCAUUUCCUGUUUUGUCUUUCAAUUUGCCGAAUGAUUCUCCUCCUCCUUUCUUUGUUAUAUAGAAUGCACUUUCUACUAAAAUUCUUGGCUAGUUAAGAAAAAAUAACAUUGUAUGUUCUUCAAAGAUGUUUUAAAAAAUCAAUAUACUUUCCCCCUUUGUAUUUUUAACCACUUAAUGUAGCAUUGCAUAUUUUAUUAUUGUAUCUGGUACAAAAUGUGCAGCUUUAUAAUGUCCUGGUUUGUCCCUUUUUUUUGUAUAUUAUCUGGAGAUUGGGGAGAAGUGAAAAAGUUGGGCCUUUUUUGAUAAUGUACAUUUAACUGACCGCUAACUUUGAGAAGUAAAAACAAGUAGCCAUGAUUAGCA